UGUUGAUUACGGCAUAAAGUGAAGAAGGCUCGCGUUUUGUGCAAGAUUAAAAUAUUAUUUAGUGGUUUCUUAGAUUUCCGAACGUGCUUGUUUAUCAGCGAGAAGAUGUGGAGGACUGAUGUGGUGGUGUGUCUUGUUUUAGUAAAACUAGUGGGGUGUUAUGCCAAUAGAGAGCUCAUUCCCCUGGAUCCUCCAGGAAACCUAAGACUUAUCGAAUUUGAAGAGAAAGACGUUCUAAUAGAAUGGGAUGGUAUAGAACCAGCAUCAGUUCGAGGCACCUUUAAAGGAUACUUGGUGAGGAUAUGGAACCACGUUUGGAGCCAAGUCUAUGCUAUUCCCCCCGAAAUGAACAAAACUGCCAUUCAGUUCUAUCCCUAUUCACGAAAUUUUAUUACCGUAGCUGUCAGGAAUGAUAAGUAUGUAGGACCAAGAAGCAAUGCCAUUAGUUUUGAUGCUCCACAAACAGAGCCGAAUAUGCCAUUCUUAUUCGAACACUUUCAACUGGGAGCAAGUUCAGUUCUUCUUCAAUGGAACAAGCCCACUCAACCAAAUGGUGUUCUACUUGGUUACAAUAUCUAUUGUAGUGAGAUGGACGGCGACAUCGUCAAUGAAAAAUCAACUAUUAGAUAUUUUGUCACUGGAGUAGAUAAUUUCCAAGCAAAAUUAACUGGACUGAAGGAGGGAACGAAAUACUUCGUGGAAAUAGGAGCUCUUAAUUGCGCGGGAGAAAGUGAAAGGAAAUCUAUUGAAGUCGAUCUAGAGAUGCACAUUCCAUACGCACCAGCAAUGCCUUCAUUUAAAUACACCAUCGACUUCAACUCGACAGACUUAAAACAAGCAACGAAAGAUAACUGUCACAAGUCAAGAUCUUUCUACUUAUAUGACUUCAAUGCCACAUCUGCGCCCGGAGAGAUAAACUAUCCGAACGACAACGAAAAGAGACCCACCACCCACAACGUAACCCACAAAGACUGGGUCCAUAUCAACACCAACUGCUUGGUAAAUACUAUGAUAAAAUGGAUACCCGAUAUCGAUAACAACCCUGGAGAGCACUUUUACAUCAAAUAUAAGAUAAAGGGAGAACAGGAAUAUUUGAAAGCUGGUCCAGAACUGGAAGAGGACUAUCUGAUUUUGGAAAACUUCAACGCCUGCGUGAAUUACGAGAUCAUUCUGGUUGCUGUUGAUGGGGAGUUUGAGACGGAAAGCGAAAUGCAAGAGACUCCAGCUGUUAUGUUUAAGUUUUAACAAAGCUCUAAUUUAAUAUAUUUAUAUAUUCGCUAAUUUUAUUUAAUAAAAUUUAAUUUUCUUA
This is a messenger RNA of Diabrotica virgifera virgifera (western corn rootworm), 1309 nucleotides long. Its product is annotated as neuroglian-like. The transcript is spliced from 4 exons. Gene Ontology annotation, molecular function: protein binding. Bases 106 to 1245 code for a protein of 379 amino acids. The record is from RefSeq and is a predicted model, not a curated record. Lineage: Eukaryota; Metazoa; Arthropoda; Insecta; Coleoptera; Chrysomelidae.